AUGGAAGACAUAUAAUGUGAUGAUCAUGGUAAUUUUGCAGGAGAUAAUUUCGUUUAGUAUGAUUUAAAUAUUUAAAAUUAAAACUAAAAUAACUAUACGGAUUCUGAAGACUUUAUUGGAUAAUCAUCUAAAGGACACGACAUUUCUGUUGAUUCAUAUUAAUUGGAAAAUUAUGAUUAUAUAACGGAUGUUGAAAAAGCAUAUACAUGGAAUAGAGAUUCUCAUGGACUAUUUGAUUAUGAAAGUAAAGGAAUAACAAAGUCUUAACUAAAAGUUCCUCAACCAAGUAUCAUUGUUAGAGAUAAAGAAGAAAUUAAAUUGAUGUAUUCAAAUUAAAUAGAUAAUCCUGAUUUAAAAAAACUAGGAUGGAUAGAUGUUAGAGAUAACCAUUAUGUAGUAGAUUCUGAUCUAAUUACUUAUGAUCCUAAACUUAAACCAGAGUUAGAAGGAUUGAGUGAAAAUUGUGUAUGGAAAGUAAAAAACAUCUUUUUAUUUAAUGAAGAAUAUGAAGUUAUGAAUAUGGAUGAUCCUUAACUUUUUCCUUUAAAUGAUUAAACAGAAGAAAACAAUUCGUGUAGAGUAUGCUUAGGAGAUACAGAUGAGCCAGAUAAUCCGUUUAUAACACCUUGCAAAUGUGACGGUUCGGUUAGACUUAUUCACAUUAAGUGUUUAUAAUAAUGGUUGAAAAGAAGAUUACAUCCGAAAUGUACUUCAUAUUCAGUUUCUUUUGUUUAGAAAUAAUUUGAAUGUGAAUUGUGUAAAAACCCUUUUCCAAUUGAAUUACAAAAACCUCCUAUACCUUAUAUCACUUUAGAAAUUUUAAGUAAAGAUAAAAAUGUUUGUAAAGGUAUCCAUAUAAUAACCUUAUCUUAAAAAAAUAUUAUUAAACUUGGAAGAGGAAAUGAUUCGGAUAUUAAAAUUAGUGAUAUUUCAGUUUCUAGAUAUCAUGCUGUUCUUUCUUUUGAAAAUGAUAUUUUUACUAUUGAAGAUAAUAAUAGUAAAUUCGGAACCCUUAUAUUAUGUAAAGAACCUAUUGUUUUAGAUAAUAAUAAUAAUAAUAUUGCCCUUUAAAUAUGAAGGAGUGUUAUUUCAUUUAAUCUUAAAAAAAAUUGGAAAAUAUAUUAAGUUGCGCCUUUAAGUAAUAUGAAUCCCAAUCAAAAUCUAAAAAUUAUAGAAGCACCUGGUCAAAAAGACGAAGAUGCGAUUAAUAAGUUUGCUGAAGAUAUUUAAAACAUUUCUAUUUUUUAAAAAUAAAAUUAAUAAGAUGGAAGAUAAAAAUAAGGUAGUCUUAAACCUUUAAAAUUACCAGAGUUUAAUGAUCCUGCUGAAGAAUUAGAAUAACAUCAGAGAUAAGGAGAAAGCGAAAAUGUUCUAAGUUAAUUAUAAUAAUAGGUAAGCCUUUUAAUGUAGCAUUUAUAAAAAGUGGAGAAGUAAAUAUAAGAAACUAAUAAUGAAAAUGAAAAAAUUUC
This is a messenger RNA of Ichthyophthirius multifiliis, 1469 nucleotides long. RefSeq lists its product as hypothetical. Lineage: Eukaryota; Ciliophora; Oligohymenophorea; Hymenostomatida. Gene Ontology annotation, molecular function: zinc ion binding; protein binding. The record is from RefSeq and is a predicted model, not a curated record. The transcript is spliced from 6 exons.